Molecule: messenger RNA, 1251 nt
Organism: Candidozyma pseudohaemuli
Lineage: Eukaryota; Fungi; Ascomycota; Pichiomycetes; Serinales; Metschnikowiaceae
Product: pepsin-like aspartic protease
Exons: 2
Coding region: 1-1251 (416 amino acids)
Biological process (GO): proteolysis
Molecular function (GO): aspartic-type endopeptidase activity
Source: RefSeq, a predicted model, not a curated record
AUGCUUCUCUGGACACUUCUUCCCACAGCGCUAGCGCUCGCUCCAGUGGUGGAUUUCCGUGUUCCAGGCAUGGACAAGGUGCUCUCCCUGACUGGCAGACACGUCCAGCCUCUCGUGGAGAUCCACAAGGUCCUGGAGGUUCAACAGUCGCUGGAGGUUCAACUGUCGCUGAAGGCGUCCAUCCAGUUUAGCGAGACGGUGCUUCCGUUGAUGACCGACAAGGCUCGGUCCAUCUACUAUCUUAAUCUGCAAAUCGGCGACAAGUCGAGUAAAAAAGAGUUUCCGCUUCUUUUGGACACUGGCAGCGGCAUCUCGUGGAUCAUGAACGAAUCGUGUACUAGCAGCGCCUGUUCCAACGGUGCCAAAUACUCCAGUUCCGUGAAAACCUCAAAGUCGUUUUCCCUCUCGUACUCGGGCAGCCACGUCAACGGCGAGAUGGUCAAUGCGGCUGAAAACAACCUCGAGUUCGUCUUGGGCGAUCUGCUCAAACUCACCAACUACUCCUUCGGUUUGGCACUGACGGCGCCUGAUUUCUUUGAAAACUUCAAUCUUAGCGGCAUCCUCGGCGUCCAGGCCCGCUACGACGAUCGGGAGAAAUCCAACAUGCUUCACCAGCUCUACUACUCUGGCGACAUUGACGCCAUGCAAUUCGCCAUUGUGCUUGAUGGAGCCGCCACCAACGGCACGCUAGGCGGUUUGUUUAUCGCAGGCAAGGACGCCACAAAGUACUCCAAGGAAUUGGCAUCCUCCGAUAUUCAAUACUGUGAUGUGCUCACCAACGACCAGCUGUUCUGGAUGUUGAACAUCACCGAAGUGCAUUCCAACAAAAACACCGUCAUCAACGGCUGCAGAAGCGCCAUCAUCGACACGGGCACUACGGGCAUGGCUCUCCCCAUGAAAGACGCCACGGCUUUCCAUGAGGCCAUCUUCGGCUCAGACUACAUUGGUGAUUCAGAGGGAAACUUUGCAUUCAGGUGCAAUGCCACAGGCAAUGUAUCUUUCGUCAUCGACAACCACACCUUCAACCUCCCUGUGGGAAACAUCAAGGCUCUGGCGUACGAGCUGACGGUGCUCCAAGGGUACUGUGCAUCGAAGGUGCAAGGCAUGGACUUGGACAACUGGAUUCUCGGCGCCAGCUUCCUCAGCGAGUUCUAUACGAUUUUUGAUCUCGAGCACAGCCGCGUGGGCUUCGCUCCAAGGUCUGAGUCUGAGUCUGAGUCUGAGUCUGACCAAAAGCCUGAGUCUGACUAA